GGCUGCUACUCAAGUAGGCGCGUCUGCAAGAAGGCUCUGGGACGACGUGCCGUGCUGUGGACACGCGUGUCAAGACUCCAAAUUCAGCCCAUAAACAACGCUUAAAGAAUUCAUCAUUGUGGGAGGUGUCUUACCAUUGGUGUGAGGAAAGAGUUCUGUUCCAGUUUGGUUGGGCUAAACCACUGGAGAAGCGUUUAGUCGCUAUGAAGCACGUAACGUCACUGCUGUUGCUAGCGCUGUUGCUGCCUGCCCUGCACAGUGUGGAUUCACGCGAGGCUCAUCACUUGGAGAGGGCGAAGAGGCAGACGCCAAACGGUAACAGAGCACAGCUCAUUGACAACAUAUUUCAGAUCCCGAUCCAGACGCUGACGGCGGUCAACAACCUGGUGCGCAACACGCAGCCGCUUAUACAGCGCAGGCGCUCCAGCCGCGGGCAACGACAGGCUCUGGGGCAGCGACCCAGCACGCCGCCGCAGUUCUCCCCGGACGCCACCAGGGGCGCUAGGGUCGCGCAGCUCUACACGGCCGCGGACGGCUCCAGCUUCAAAAUAUGAGCGGGGGAGCAUCGUCCUUCCUGCAACAUCAGCACUCCUCCGUGAUCAUUAUGUCAUUAAUACAUCUCGUCUAUGACUGUCAAAAGUGUUUCUGAAGAUAUGAUGAAGCUCAUUAUUCGUUUGUUCACGUAGAGUCUGUAUGUGCGAGUCUGUGUACGUAACAUUAUUGCAAUAUGUACUGGAUCGUCUCAUUGUGCUGCGCGAGCACCUACGUUAACUUCAAACUUUACUUAUGCGAAAUUUCCGCUCGCUUAAUUAAAAUUUCUGAAUCUUUCAA
Messenger RNA from Schistocerca nitens (vagrant locust), 831 nucleotides. RefSeq lists its product as uncharacterized. The coding region runs from base 204 to 554 and encodes 116 amino acids. Lineage: Eukaryota; Metazoa; Arthropoda; Insecta; Orthoptera; Acrididae. The transcript is spliced from 4 exons. The record is from RefSeq and is a predicted model, not a curated record.